CUUUGACUCUGGACUUGGUUACCCUUUCUUUUGUAUCAAUUUUGGGAUCUCGUCUCAGUUUUCUUCCCGUUUCUCUUGGAAUUGUUUCCUGUGUGUUCUUGAGAAAAAAUUUUCAAGAGGGUUGUGCAGGGACGGCUCAGAAUAAUGCCUCCUUUGGCAGGAGAACAUCUUCAUCGGUCUUAUGGGUUUCUUCCUAAGAAAUCAGAGUCUAGCAUCGUUACUCUCGACAUUGGUGGACAGCUCUUUCAAACCACCAGACAAACCCUCGCUCAAGCUGGUUCUAAAUCCCUUCUUUCCAUGCUUUCUGAUGGAUCUGCAGUUCCAUCAGGUGUUCGAUUCGUGGACAGAGACCCAGAGAUCUUUUCCAUCUUCCUAUCCCUUCUCAGAACAGGUAAUCUUCCAUCCAAGGCUAAGGAUUUUGAUCUUCAGGACUUGGUAUUCGAAGCCCAAUUCUACGGUCUCGAGAAUCUCCUCGUCUCCUCUCUCUCGAACCCAUCUCAGUUCGAUGCCUUCAAUCUUGAAAAGUCUCUGAUCUUGCCUCUUGGUGGUAGGGAUCCUCCCUCUGCCAUAUCCACCACCACAGAUGGGUCGGUUCACGUCGCGCAUGGCAGCAAGAUUACUUCUUUUGAUUGGUCGUUACGGCGGAAAUCUACCAUUCUCACCCGCUUCAAUGCCGUUGAUUCAAUCCUCGCCCUAUCGCCUUCCGUCGCAGCCGCCGGUGCCACCGACAUCUCUGGCCUCCAGAUUCUUGACCUUCACAAGGGUUUUGUGCGAGAAACGUUAAAUUGGGAGAAUCCAACCAAAUCCAGUUCCACUGUCCAGGCGAUUGGUUCUUCCCCCGAAUUUCUCUUCACCAGCUUUGAAUCUGGGCGUCGGAAUUCGAAUUCAAUUAUGGUUUUUGAUCUCCAAGGGAGCUUUCGUCCUGUUGCAGAGAUUGGUCACUCUGAGAUUUACGGUGCCGAUCUUGACUCCGCCAUCCCAGCCACCAAAUUGAAGUGGGUUUCAGGUUACAAUGUGCUUAUGGCAUCUGGGUCUCAUUCAGGGCCUUCGGGGGUGCUUGGCAACAUCAAGUUAUGGGAUAUCCGGUCUGGUAACGUUACAUGGGAAGUAAAGGAAAAAGAAGAUUGCUUUUCUGAUGUCACGGUCUCGGAUAAUCUCUCUGCAAUUUUCAAGGUGGGAGUGAAAUCGGGCGAUGUGUUUUUCGCUGAUAUGAGGAAGCUUGAUGUUGACAAUCCAUGGAUUUGUCUUGGAGAAGGAAGAAUGGGGACUAAAGGGAAGAAAGAAGGUGCCCGUUGUAAGAUUGAAAGCCAUGGAAAUCAGGUGUUUUGCAGUAGAGGAGGAGAUAUGGAGUUGUGGUCUGAGGUUUUAAUUGGAACAAGAAGCAGUGAAGAUGGACCAGACGAAAGGGUUUUCAGGAGGAAUUUAAUGGGGAGGACCAAUGAUAUGGGAGGAUGCAGGAUUACCAACUUGGCUUUUGGAGGUAACAAAAUGAUUGUUACAAGAAAGGACCAGCAAUCUGUGGAGGUAUGGCAGAGUCCCGUAAGGGGGUUCUGAAUUCUGAUGUUGGGAGUAUCAAAGUAAAAACUCUGUAUGUACAUGCCGUACUUAAAUGGUUUAGUUGAUAGAUACAAAUUCAUAUAUUUCAUCCCAAAUAGGGAAGAAAAAUCCAUUUAUUUUUCUUCACAA
Telopea speciosissima is the source of this 1686-nucleotide messenger RNA. RefSeq names its product BTB/POZ domain-containing protein At5g41330. Gene Ontology annotation, molecular function: protein binding. Bases 145 to 1554 code for a protein of 469 amino acids. The transcript has a single exon. Lineage: Eukaryota; Viridiplantae; Streptophyta; Magnoliopsida; Proteales; Proteaceae. Gene Ontology annotation, biological process: protein homooligomerization. The record is from RefSeq and is a predicted model, not a curated record.